UAAAAGAACAACGCAAUCCUGCAGGAAGCAGACGGAGAACCUGGCUGCUUACUGAGCUAACUAGUUAUUUAACUACCUGGCCCACCGUGGUCGCAUCCGCUGCUGACAUUUAACUAUUGGCCACCAGAGCGCUAGCCUGGCGACCGCAAAUCUGGGCGCCAGAUGAAGGGAUGGACCAACGAGGAUACGAUUGGCGUGGGUGUGUGACUAGCAUUGGAGCAGUGAUAAGUUGCUAUUUUAGGAUCCAGAACACAAAGCUCGUCUCAAUCUCCUGCCGGCGGUCGCAUCUGCAAUGGCCAACUUUUCAUCGGUUCUUCAGGAUUAGAGAGGUCGAUCGCGGCGAAUCCCAUCACGGCACUUCUGCCAGCAAGGGCAUGGUUAUAGGUCCUAUUUCCUGCAGAUAUUGUGAAGGUUACAGAAACUGCUUGCAAUUUAUCUCCCAGUUCCAACACAGCCCCAAGACAGGGCCCAACUCAAGUUCGGCCUUCUUGUUAGUUGCGGGCUCGGAUGUACGCACACGAAACAAAGACGAGACAAAUGACAUUCCCAACUACCAACAUCGCCAUGACAUGUGCGGCCCUACCAGAUACUUUGAGCCCUACCAUUGAUGAUGUGUAGUUGCAAGGAAUUCUCGCCACGGCCAUGGAAGACGGUGAUUCUAAUUCACCCUGGAAUCGUAUCGAGAAUCCCGCCAGUGUUGAACCAGAUAUGACCCUCGAUGCGGUUGCAAGUCCAUUGACGCCCUCCCCUGCUGAUGACAGACCUCCCUCCUGGAGGCCUUCAACAAGCGAAACGCGACAGCAGAACGAUGGAGGUUCAAAAAAUCCUCAAUCCCAGGGCUGUGAUUUACUAGGUUCUCUUCCACAUCAAAUAAUUGAGAGGAUUUUGUAUACUGUUGACGCAAACGCUUUCGCGUCUCUCGCUCUGUUAAAUAGGAAAUGGCGGACAGUGUCUGAUCUUCCUGAGCUGUAUCGCUAUCAUCUAGAUUGUUGUACAUCCACUGUUUUGCGAAACAAUGACAGCGUGCAGCGCCCUUGGAUAUUAGAAGAUCUCUGGCAGUUGAAGAGGAGGUUUGCCCGCGAAACUAGGAGAAAUUUGUUCGAAUCAUUUCUCAGACCCCAAAAAACCCUGAUCAAUCUCAUUUCGGCUUCAGCAUGUUCAUCAUCCGCGUUUCCCCAAGGAGAAGCUUUUCAGUUUACUUUCUCGGCAAAUGGGCGACAAUUACUGGCGUUAAGUUCGUCUAGAAUUUUCGUGAUUGACUUAUCCACAGACCCAAUAUCUGUUUCUUACGAAUUAAAGACUCUGCGACGGCCUGUCACGGCUGCAAUAGUCGAAGACGCAAGCCUAUUGGCGGUGGUUUCCUCUAUUCACCAAGCGAAUGUUUAUCGCCUCAUUAAUGGGAAUGUAAACCUAAUCCAGGCCAUUACGUUGGACAAUGUUCCCCGGACAAUCUCCUUAUCUCCCGAAGGGACAGUUUUAGCUAUUUCUUAUGAUGGCGGUAUCGAGGUGCAUGCUUUGGGGGAGAGGGCACUGGCAACUGAUCGCAGGGCUGUGCGAUGUUUUCAUACCGAUAUGUUAUCGUUCUCACGGGAUGGUUUGAUGCUAGUUGGCUCGUCAAAUGAUCCUCUCGAGGCCAGAAUGGUAUCCAUCUCACCACCUCUUUAUAUGGACCUAGAUUCAGAACUGCCUUCGCCAGAGCUGCAGUCCCGAAUGUGGACAACUCAGAUAUUAUCUCCGGACAUCACGAUUGGUUACAAUAACGUCACACUGAUUCCGUCGACAGUUGCUGAUGAAGGCGUUACUUGGAUUGUUGGAUAUGACACCCAGUUGCAAGUUUUUCGCCUUGGCCAAAUCGAUGAUGCGCGGGGUGGGUUUACGUACUUCGUAGGACCUGGUGGAGACGGUGAGAUAAAAGAACCCGGCCCAUGCUUUGCCCCUACGGCAGGCUGUAAUGGGGAGCUAUUGGUAUUGGGUUUCCAAGAUUCCGGGAUGUGGCUAUACGGCAUUCCAGAUGUUUCGGAUCGACCGUCAGCACAAAAUGUCGUCCUAGAAAGAAAUUGGGGUUCACGGCCAGUUCGUACAAAUUCACAGAGGCUCAACAAGGUGGUAAAACCGCCCAGUCACUUGAUCCAUGGGCGGUCCCUAUCAUCCAUGAAUGAUAUCACGGCAAUAAAAUGGGUAGACGGCGUCAACCUAGGAAACCCUAGAGAGAAACGUUUCCAGCGGCUCGUGGCAGCAGCUCCUGGGGGUGUUAACUCUUUCCUGGGAGAAAUGGGCGAUGAUCUUCUGCCAGUAGAUGGUGGCAGGAUUGCCAUUUUUGAUUUUGCGCGUUCACCGACUAAUGGAAAGGCAGUUGAGUUGACAAUUGAAGUGGGCGAGGCAGAGCCCAUACCAUUACCGGAACGGGAUUCAAGCAUGGCUGUCGAGGUUGAGCUAGAGAGAAGGAGGACGCGGGUUAAUAGACGUGGCGGACUGGGGCGAGAUCGUAAUGCUGUCAUUGAGCGCUCUGGUACGCUCGCUAGGCAUCGUGCGAGUAUUGGAAGUUCGCAUAUUGAAACUCCACCGGUCCCAACCAGGGGGAAUCGAAAUAGUUUAUCGCAGCCUAGUUCCCCCACAGAUCUCACCCUAUCUGUUGACCUCCAGGCUAUCGAGGUUCCGUAUUCAAACACCCAGCCACGGUCCCAAAGCCUUCUUAAUGGAGCCGCUACCGCUGCAGCCAACAGGAAUCGCUUCCAAAAUGCUCGCUACGCAAAUUCAGUCUUAGUAAACCGGCGACCAGUGGUACCACACGAAAGUGAUGCCGAUAACUGGGUUCCUCCACCACCGCCUUAUACCCCCGACGCAGAUCAGCCUCUCCCGGAUCAUAUUCAAAGAACGUUGCUACCCUCGCCGACCAACCCCGCCCCACGGAUGCGUAAUGGAAAUGCUUCCCGCGACCUCCGACGGACACAAACAUCCCGAUUUGGCUCUAUCUCACAGAACGCUAUGGAACGAACGAGGUCAACCAUGGAGCGUAUUCCUGUUCCUAGGACGAGGGCAGGACAAUCCCCGGAUACCCUGCGCCAAGGUAAUCCACUCGGAAGGAAUAAUACCUCUCCAUACCCUCCUAGUCAUGCAAGAGCAGCUACCGAUGGCGUACCCGGGACGAUGACUCCAACCGAGAUUCAGUCUAGUGAACGCCGUCCGAUAGUGCCACCCGUGCUGAAUCAUAGAGGUGGCUCUGCGCCAACUAACCUUUCCCUUCCGUCUCAACCGCUUGUUGUAAAUACACAAAUUUCACCGUCCUCGACAGAGCUGCCCCGGCCUAGGUUCCCCCACGGCUCAUCUGCGGAAAAUUCGUCCCCAAUUUCACCUAUGGUUUCUGGGUCUUCUUUAGGAGCUACCCAUAUGCCAGUCCGAGUGAUUGGUAGAAACGGCCCUACCAAUCAAUUUGACUUACAAGCCAAUUCAGCAUCUCCAUCUGCCACUUCUGAUACACACCAACACGGACGCACGGGAAUCAGACGAUUGUCCGCUACUGAGGAUACUAUAGACGGGUCCCAACCAACGGCAAGGAAUUUCAAUGCUAGUUCUUCCCAACGUGGACAGUCAACUCAUUUGAGAUCAUCGCAAUUGGAUUCAAUAAGCACACACCCCAUUCCCCGCCAUACCAUUCCUCCCAACAAUUCACCUGUUAUUACAAAACCCCAAGCUCUAUCUUCCCCCCACCUUCAGUCUCAUGAACCACCUCGCCGUAUGGAGACCCUCUACACCGUCCGUUCAAACCAAGAGACUCACCGAUCUAGACCAAGAUCCCAAGACAUACCCCGCCGCAGGUUCGGAACGGGUGGCGCCUUUUUCGACCCCCGCUCAGGGCGAAUGAUUUCAAGUUCUCAUUCUGAUGCAGAGGUAGGACAGCGCCGGAUGGCUGAAGAGUUGAGAGGUGGAAUGACCGAAUGGAGCGAUGCUGAUGGGGAGAGGAGAAAGAGAAGGGAGGGUAGGUGUUCAAUUCUGUGAGAAGCACACUGUAUUGGAGGGCAUUGAGAGCUCCGAGAACGACUGACCGGAUUCCGGGUUUAUUUUUCUUGUUCCCUGUUUCUCCUCCGGGCAUUCAAUCUCCUGAUUCUGUUCUGCUUUCUAUACGUCCGCGAGUGGCUGUGUCUUUUUUCUUUUUCUUUUUUUUUUUUUCUCUCUAUUAAUCAAGGCGUUGACAUACCCUACCCGGCAGGAUUUUGUGACACUGUUUAGCACUCUUUUCGUGCUUUGCUCUACGACGUUCAUUCGCGAUGCCUUUGGUUUCGUUACUCCCCUCGUAACCUUUUCCAUUACAUGCCUGAAAUUGACCCGCCCCGCGACAAACAAACACACCCACCAUACAAGCCUUUCUCCUCCUGCUCCCCUCCCCUUGUCCCUUCCACUUUUUCUCUCCAUUUAUACAUAGGUCUUUUUAUUUUUCAAUUUAAGUGUUUUUAUCUCUUUUUAAUCAUUUGUAUAUACCCCACACAUCUGGAAGAGAAGGGAAUCUCUGGAUAUCUUUCUGGGCGCUCGAUGAGCGUUAGGGACAAUGUCAGCGUGCCAACUCGUUUAAUGUGUAUGGAGAUCGACAAGCUGUAUUGAGAGAUGUAGUUAUUUCUACUGAGUAAAAUACAAUGUCGUCUCUCGAGCAUCUCUCUUUCAACUGAUC
This is a messenger RNA of Blastomyces gilchristii SLH14081, 4663 nucleotides long. RefSeq names its product F-box domain-containing protein. Gene Ontology annotation, molecular function: protein binding. NCBI's taxonomy places the organism in Eukaryota, Fungi, Ascomycota, Eurotiomycetes, Onygenales, Ajellomycetaceae. The transcript has 2 exons. The coding region runs from base 643 to 3996 and encodes 1117 amino acids. The record is from RefSeq and is a predicted model, not a curated record.